This is a messenger RNA of Trichosurus vulpecula (common brushtail), 1344 nucleotides long. Its product is annotated as zinc finger protein 501-like. NCBI's taxonomy places the organism in Eukaryota, Metazoa, Chordata, Mammalia, Diprotodontia, Phalangeridae. Gene Ontology annotation, cellular component: nucleus. The coding region runs from base 1 to 1212 and encodes 403 amino acids. Gene Ontology annotation, molecular function: DNA-binding transcription factor activity, RNA polymerase II-specific; RNA polymerase II cis-regulatory region sequence-specific DNA binding. Gene Ontology annotation, biological process: central nervous system development; regulation of transcription by RNA polymerase II. The transcript has a single exon. The record is from RefSeq and is a predicted model, not a curated record.
AUGUUGCGUCCCCGGCAAGACCUUCCUAAAACUGCCAGAACAGGAAUAAAAAGACCCCAGGAGGACAGUCUCCAGGACCCUGGAGCCAGUGAGGGUCUCAAGCACAUAUUAGGGAAGCACAAGGAAAAUCCCUCCAGGGAGCCCCAUAGGCAAGGCAUCCCCCAGAGAACAAGUGUCCAGUGCAUGUCCAGCAUUUCCCACAGGGAAGAGGACACUCGGGAGAGAGAUCAGAGGCAUGCAGACAUUGGGAGAACCUCUUGCCUGGGCUCCAACCUUGUAACUCAUGAGAGCCUUUGGGAAGAGGAGAGAUCACCACAAGAUUUUGGUGUGGCUGGAGAGAGCCUGUAUCCCAAGCCAAGUGCCCAGGGGAGUGUCUAUGCCAGGAAGAACACUACUGGCCAAGAUAGCAAUGUCCUGGGGAAAGAGACCUUCAAGCAGCUGAGAGCUCACACCAGAGGGAAGACUUAUAUGUGCAGUGAAUGCGAGAGAGGGUUCCGGUGUCGGUCAAACCUCCUUGAGCACCAGAGGAUUCACACUGGAGAUAAGCCCUACACAUGCCAGGAAUGUGGGAAAGCAUUCAUCCAGAGCUCCACUCUUACUAAACACCAAAGAAUUCACACUGGUGAGAGACCCUAUGCAUGCAGGGAGUGUGGGAAAGCCUUCAGGGGAAGUUCAGACCUUCGGAAGCACCAGAGAAUUCACACUGGAGAGAAGCCCUAUACGUGCCAUGAAUGCGGAAGGACCUUCACAUGGAGCUCAGCCCUGGUCACACAUGAGAGAACUCAUAGUGGGGAGAAGCCCUACAAGUGCCUUCACUGUGGGAAAGCUUUUGCUCGGAUCUCAUCCCUGACUGAGCACCAAAAAAUCCACACUGGAGAGAAGCCCUAUGAGUGUAAUGAAUGUGGAAAAGCCUUCAAGGGGAGCUCAGACCUCAGUCAGCACCAGAGGGUUCACACUGGUGAGAAGCCUUAUGGAUGCAAGGAAUGUGGGAGGUCUUUCAUGUGGAGGACAGCCCUCAUUACUCACUGGAGAACUCACAGUGGGGAGAAGCCCUAUGAAUGCCAGGAGUGUGGGAAGACCUUCAGCCAGAGCUCCUCUCUUACUCAGCACCAGAGAAUUCACACUGGUGAGAAGCUCUAUGAAUGCAGUCAGUGUGGGAAGACAUUUAGAUAUAGCUCCUACCUUGUCCAGCAUCAGAAGCUUCACACCUGAGAUCUUCUUUGAGGAUACUUUGUGCUCAACAAUGAAAAUCAAGGUUCCCCUAGGCUUCUGUCCUCUCUACCUCACAGUGCCCCUUCUUUUAUUCCUUUUCCCUGCUUCAGAGAAGGCAGAAGACCCCUUGCC